UACCAGCAACCCUUGGGCAUCUGGCAUCGAGGGAGCACGGGGACCCUGGGUUUCCUCCUGCUGUCAGUGGCCUGAGGCAUGGCAAAGGAUGAAAAUGUCCCUCUUCAUGGACAUGGAGUUUGGGAUGAGUGAACCAACACCUCUCAAGGCAGCAGAGCCUUUUAGCUCUGCUACAGACAAAUCUUGCCUGGAAGCGCUGCGAUCUGAGAUGUCUUUGGGCUUUCUUUUUACCAGCCCUUACUGUGAGGCUUUAGAGCUGGUGCUGAGCAGAUGCAUGGAGAAGAGAUGGCUGCUGCUGCUAUGGAGGCAGGGAGCGUGGGCAUCCCUCAAAAACCCGCAGGCUCACGCUGAUGGUGUGUGUCUCCUGACGAGUGUCCUGCUUCACAACCAGCUCGUCACAAGGGGCGUGAUAUGGGCCCUCUCCCAGUGGCUGAACUCCCCCUCGGGAAACCUGCAGCUCACAGCGACAGCUUUCUUUGCUGAGCUGAUGAAGGAUCCGCCAGUCAUGGAGAAGAAGUUCCUGGAAAGUGUCCUAGGUGUCUUGGUGGAGAAGUCACAGCACGGAAUCGGCGCCGUGCGGCAGAUGGCAGUGAGAGGCCUGGGCAACGCCGUCAGGGGAGCACCCAAGGAGGUGCACAAGCACAAGGCGGCCAUCCUGGAGGUGCUGCAGAGGGGCCUGGAGAACACCACGUGUCCUGUGGUGGCUGCUGAGAGCAUGCUGGCGCUGGCUGAGGUGGUGAGGAAGCUGAAGGCAGAGGGCUUGGGGUCUGCCUUCAAAGAUAUUGCCAGGUCCACCAAGAUGUUCUUGGAGGCGGAGCCAGAUGUCCUUCGCUUCUCAGCCUUCAGCCUCUAUGCUGUCCUGGCCUCCUCCGCCUCAGGGAAAAGAUCAUUCUUCACCAGAGAAGUGUGGGAGACCUGGGUCAGCCUUCUCUUGCACCUCCGGGAUCCUGACCCUGAAGUUUCCAAUGUGUGCAGGACCACUCUCUACGUCUGCGCUCCGUUUCUGGUGCUGGAGCGGGUGCAGGAGAGCAUCGUCACCUCCAUCGGGCUGAGCGCAGCCCAGCUGCAGUACGAGGUUUGCCAUUGCCUGGUCAGAGAUGCCCCUGCUAUGUUGGAGAAGCUCCACAGCAUCGCCAGGAGCCGCCGCCUCGAGAACGGCCAAGCGCUGCACCCUGCCGCCGUUGCAGUCCUAGGAGACAUCCUGGAAAAAACAAGAGGCCUUAGCGGCUCUUGGCAGCAGCCGGAAUGAGGCUCCUAUCUUCAGGUAGGUUUGAGCGGAGCUGAGCUCUGGCUCUGCAGGUCAGGGAGGAGGUCAGAGGCUUGGCAGCAAAAAGCCUGGCUUGGAGCAGAAGGGGGAGCACGCAGCAAGACCAGCUCCUCAUCACCCCUCCUGUGUCACUGCAGCUUUCCAUCGCCUGCGGCCAGGGGCAGACAGCAUCUUCUGCCGCUGUGGACCACGAUGGGCCAGGGGUACUUGUGGCAAUAAAUUUCCUUUCCUGGU
This is a messenger RNA of Harpia harpyja (harpy eagle), 1501 nucleotides long. Its product is annotated as protein maestro-like. The coding region runs from base 89 to 1249 and encodes 386 amino acids. Gene Ontology annotation, cellular component: cytoplasm. NCBI's taxonomy places the organism in Eukaryota, Metazoa, Chordata, Aves, Accipitriformes, Accipitridae. The record is from RefSeq and is a predicted model, not a curated record. The transcript is spliced from 8 exons.